Messenger RNA from Melanotaenia boesemani (Boeseman's rainbowfish), 1017 nucleotides. RefSeq names its product solute carrier family 66 member 3 (gene slc66a3). The transcript is spliced from 7 exons. The record is from RefSeq and is a predicted model, not a curated record. NCBI's taxonomy places the organism in Eukaryota, Metazoa, Chordata, Actinopteri, Atheriniformes, Melanotaeniidae. The coding region runs from base 105 to 725 and encodes 206 amino acids.
CGGUGACAGCGUAGCAGCCUCUGGAAGCUAGGUGUGGAAAAAAGAGAAAGAGAAAGAAGAAAACAGCUUUAAGUUGACAUUUCUUUUAUUAACGUUCCCAGAAAAUGCAGUCAGACACCUUAUUACAUAUCGCAAAUUUCACCACGCUGUUUGUUUGCAUGGUGCUGAAGUUCCCGCAGAUUUUUGUACUGAUGCGAGCGAAAAGUACGAAAGGAGUCAGCCUCAACAGUCUUCUCCUGGAGCUCAUCGGGUUCAUCGUUUUUGUAACUUACCAGAUGUACUAUGACUACCCACCUCCAACAUACCUGGAAUAUCCCAUCCUUAUUGCUCAAGAUGUCAUUCUCCUGCUACUGAUUCUUCACUACAACGGCAGCCUGCGGCUGAGCCUCAUCUACGCCGCCUUGUUUGUCGGAGGCUGGAGGCUCCUCACCGUGGAGAGGUGGAUCAUAGACCUGGCAAUGAGCCUGUGCACAUUCAUUAGUGCCACCAGUAAGCUUGCUCAGCUGCAGUGUCUGUGGAGGUCAAAGGAUGCCGGACAGGUCAGCGCCCUCUCCUGGGCCAUGGCUACUUACACAUGUAUAGCACGGAUCUACACCACCACAGUGACAACAGGAGACAUGCAGGUGCUGGUGCGCUUCAUCGCGAUGACCCUGCUGAACAUGUGGGUGCUGUUCACCGUGAUCUACUACCAGAAACGCAGCAGCAGCUUAAAGAAAGACGAAUAAAUAAAGUCAGAGGGAACAGGACAAUCGAUAAAACUGAUGGGAAACAGUAGUUACAUCAUCAGAUGUUGAAUUACUGAGACUUUUAAAGUUUUUAUGUCUUUUUAACUUUGUAUUUAAUCCAAACAUUUCUAACUGUAACAUUCCAAGAUGUAAAAAUCUCUCCGAUGAUUUUUCCUACAUUAUGCGAAAGAAUUUAGCCAAUUAUAUCCCAGAUCUUCUAGCUUAAGAUGACCUCUGAACAGCUUUUAUACUGAAGAAAUAAUCUUAAUAAACCAAACAUUUCACCUUCUUA